Messenger RNA from Xyrichtys novacula (pearly razorfish), 5095 nucleotides. The record is from the annotation of a GenBank genome assembly. NCBI's taxonomy places the organism in Eukaryota, Metazoa, Chordata, Actinopteri, Labriformes, Labridae.
AGUUUUUCACCGGAAGUUGACAACGACCUAUACUUGCCUGAAUGCUCCGUGGCAUACUGCAACCAACACAGCCUGUACAGUGCCGGUGACUUCAUACUUUAACAACGGCUCUAAGGUCAAACACAACUGGAUAAAGACACAAAAAGGUGAGUACUUGUCUUUUUUUAAUUUGGAAGCUGCCGAUCGGCUCUGAAUGCAGCUCUUUAAUAACCAGUAAACGCAGUGAAUCUUAAAACCUAGCAUUGCUAGCCGCAGAAGUCUGUCUGCAUCCUGUUUGGGUUUUUCAAAAUAAGUGUACUCAGAUUUUCCUCAUCCAGACACGGUUCUUGAGAGUUCAGGGUGAUGAAGAGCGUUUUAAACUCAGCUGUUAUGGUUAGCGAGCGAUAAUGAACCAUUCCAGCUGAGCUCUGAUCUCUCUGUUGUCAUAGUAGCUUAAAUGUACCAAACAUGUGUGAUGCUGGGGGAAUAUCAUUAAAGUUACUACUGGACAGCUGUAUGUCUUAAGUCUGCAUCCGUGGGUGUUUUUGUAUGAGACAUACUCAGACGAAUACUUCGGAGAAUGCUUUUAUUCUGAAAACCACGAUCCUUUACCGGUUAUGAAUCCAGUAUUUCGCUUUGGAGCUCGCCCACCAGGUCUUCUUGGUACAGUUUAGCUUUGAGCUAAUGUUUCAGGUGAAACUAGACCCCUCUGCCUCUACAGAAAACCUCAAAUGGUUUUGAUUUUUUUUUCUGAAUCAAAUAAUGAUGAGAUGUUUAUUAGAAAACAAAAAGACUAACUGCCACCACUUUACUCGAGGAUUUUUGACUGAUGGUGUAUUUCUGUUGUUUCUUUUUAGGAUUAACACAAGACAAAUGAAUAAAGAGAUCAACAAAUCCAAGCCAAGAACCAAGAUUAGCACCGUCACAUGACAGAAUUGCUACCUAGGCCUCAAAAAAGAUGUGCAGUGGCACAUUGUAAGUAAUGUAAUCUCAAGGGGAAGGGAAUGACGACUUGUCAGCUACAGCUUUCAUGUUAGAGUGAUGCCCAGGCGAGGGCUGCCACUCCAGGGCCGGGUCCGCUGGCUCUUCCUGGGCCUUUUGCUACUUCUGGUGCUGAUGCUCUUUGCCUACCUCCUGGAAUGCACCCCUCCUGCAGAUGUCAGCCUGGUCCUACCAGGUUUAGCAGGGGAGACCUAUGGCAAAGAGUACUACCAGGCCCUGCUGCAGGAACAGGAAGAGCGCCACCUAAAUCGUGCUGCCAGUCUCAAGCGCCAGAUUGCUCAGCUCAAACAGGAGCUGCAGGAAAUGAGCGAGAAGUUAAAGCUUCUACAGGACAAGAAAGAGCUCCCUGGGGUGCAAGGCUUGGUGGAGACUAAAGACCAAGAGCCAGGAGAUCUGUUGGAGUACCUGCACUCACAGAUUGACAAAGCAGAGGUCAACACUGCUGCACGCCUCCCCAGUGAGUAUGCUCUGGUGCCUUUUGAGAGCUUCACCCUGUCCAAGGUGUACCAGCUAGAGAUGGGACUUACACGGCACCCAGAAGAGAAACCUGUCCGAAAGGAUCGCAGAGAUGAGCUGGUGGAGGUCAUUGAGGCGGCGCUGGACAUCAUCAACAACCCUGAUGAGGAGGAUGGUGUCGAGGAAGACAUGCCGAUGCGCAGACAAACCUACACAGAGGGUCACUUUACUGAAGGUAAACUCUACUUGAUGUGACUAAAGCCUGAUCAACGUUAUAACUUCUGUUUGUGUAGCAUUCACUCUCAUUCUGUCUAACAGGACUGUACAGGACAGAGCGAGACAAAGGGACACUUUACGAGCUCUUCUUUGCCAAAGAUGAUUCUACCAGCUUUCGUCAUGUCACUCUGUUCAGGCCGUUUGGCCCAUUGAUGAAAGUCAGGAGUACGUCUCUAGAAACAUCCGAACUGAUCAUCAACAUCAUUGUACCUCUGGCAGGCAGGGUGGAUACUUUCUCACAGUUCCUACACAACUUCAGGUAAGGACUAGGAAGAGAUCAUGAAAACUUUCUGACUUCAAAUGAACAGGCAGUGGAAAUAAGUGUUGACCACGUCUUUGUCAGCUUUUUGUUACAAAAAAUGACCUUUGGGGUCUUUUCAUUCAUGUGAAAAAUUGAUGUUUGUCUCUAGAGAGGUGUGCAUACAGCAGGACAGACAAGUCCACCUCACAGUGGUUUAUUUUGGACAGGAAGGUCUCCAGGAGGUGAAGUCAUCGUUGGAAAAACUGUCCAGGUUUGUUUUUGAACCGAGACAGUUUUACAUGUUUCUUUUUUUCAUGACAGACUGUUUUAAUUUACAGAUAAUUUGGGAUUUGAUUAUGAAACUAGCACAUCUUUUGUUUUUCAGAGACGAGAAAUUUUCCAACUACACUCUGAUCCCAGUUGAUGAGGAGUUUUCACGUGGUCGAGGUCUGGAUAUUGGAGCCCGUGCCUGGAAGAAGGGCGACGUCCUGAUGUUUUUUUGUGAUGUUGAUAUCCAUUUCACUUUGGAAUUCCUCAACACCUGUCGCCUCCUAACUGCUCCAAGUAACGUUUCUUUGUUACUGUAUGUAUUUUCAUUAGACUUGUCUACAUUUGACUUUAUUGUCUCUAAUAUACUUCCUUCUACCUCUUUAGAUAAGAAAGUCUUCUAUCCAGUGGUGUUCAGUCUGUACAAUCCUGCUGUUGUCUAUGGAAAUUUGGAGCUGGCUCCACCCAUUGAACUCCAACUGGUAAGGGCUGAAAAUCCACUCUCUGCAGCCUCUGUAUGAACAGACCCUGCCAAUCGUAAUGCUGACUUUAUUUGUGUAGCACUUACAGAAACAGUGAUUGAAAAGGUACUUUAACAAUGUGCAUGAAUAAGACAAAGCGUAAGAACAGAGAAAGAAGGCAAAACCCCUACACAAAGGAGAAACCCAUGAAAGUUCACCUGAACAACACAAGAGCCCAGAAGACGCAUGAAGACACUCAAAGCAUCUCAUGUCCUGUUGUUAUCUUAUGUUCCCCUGUUCCCAGAUUCACAGGGGAACAUAAGUUGAAGUAAAGUGUGACUGUUUCAAAACUGUCAUCACUGAAUGUAGGACACUCCUGAAUGUUUGUCCACUGAAAGUCUAUCCUAACACAUUCAGAUAAUCUCUCAUGACCCUGAUUUUAACAUUUUUAGUUCAACCAAAUCCACGUUUUUCUUUCUUGUCUUGUUGUGAAGUACAGAACAAUUUUUGUCUUCUUUUUUUUUUUUAACAGAUUCACAAAAAAGAUGCUGGAUUUUGGAGAGAUUUUGGUUUUGGAAUGACAUGUCAGUAUCGCUCAGAUUUCCUCAAUAUUGGUAAGAACUCAUCACUAAAUUGUUUUCAUAAUUAAUUCACUUAAACUAGCAACAUGAAGCCACAGCUUAAAAACUGAUUAUCUACCCUCUAGGUGGGUUUGACCUGGAAGUCAAAGGCUGGGGUGUAGAGGAUGUCCACUUGUACAGGAAGUAUCUUCGGAGUGACCUUAUAGUAGUUAGGACACCCGUGUCCAGUCUUUUUCACCUGUGGCACGAGAAGCAAUGUGCAGAUGAGCUGACUCCCGAGCAGUAUCGCAUGUGCAUACAGUCCAAAGCUAUGAACGAGGCCUCCCACCCUCACCUGGGCAUGUUGGUUUUCCGUGAGGAGAUCGAAUCUCACCUACGAAAGCAGGCCUACAAGACUCAGAGCAAAGCAGAAGACUGAGCUGACCCUGAAGUACCCAAACAUGAUCUCACCCCUAGACACUGUGAGGUGCUGACAUUGUUACUAAACUGCAGAAAAGACCUGUUUACUUGGAUCUAUCUACAUUUCACCGCACAAUUGCAGACAAAUGAAUGUAAAAAAACAUUUGAUCAAUGUGAAACUUUGACACGUGGUACCAGUCUUACUGACGACUGACGGUAGUAAGAAAUAGGAAGGCUUAAUCCAACAUUUUUUACCCUUCUAAAGACGGUGUCCUUCAACAGCUGAUUUAUCGGUUUCAUGUAGGCUAAAAGGGUUUUCUAUGUCUUGACAUUGAUUCACUACAAUUCUCUGAGGCCACAGAAUGCCUCAUUGUACCAUCUUACCUUCUUUAAACACAGCAGCCAGUUUCUUUACCAUUUCAGUUUUUUUAACCACAUUAUUUCCUAUUCUGCCAAAUAUUAUCUCAGUUUGUUUGACAUUUGCUGGUUAAGCUGAUUUCAACAUGACAGAAAAACUUCGAGCAAGAGAAAACGGACAAGAUUCAGCAGCAUUGAAAUGCAAAACUUGACCAGUAGAUGAGUCCAGCUGUAGGACUUUUAGUUUACUGCAGAUGUAAAGAAAAAACUUUUUGCUUUUAAAAAAUGGAUAUUAAAAAUUAGAGUGACUGCACAAAAACCAGCUAGUAUCUACCGAUUCCAGCUUUUAUGCAAGUAAGAGAUCAGAGCUAUUUAUUGUUGCCAUUGAGUUACUGAACACUACUGUUCCUGAUGGAUUGAACAGGACAAAAAGGGACCUUUUCUGUGUUUCAUGUGAUACUUAGUUACUAUUCCUCUGUGGUUUCUUCAAAGUUUCACAGAGAGGCAAUUUGUUCAUGUAGAUUUAGCAUUGCAGAGAUGUGUCCACGGACAGGGAUUAUUAUUAUUAUUAUUAUUGAAGUAAUGGAUUCAUCACUUGAGCCCAGGGAGACAGCUCACAACACAGUCUUAAUACUGGACUGAGAUUGUAUAAGGCUGACUGUUCCAGCCGCAUGUGUAAAUACUUUUCUAACAUGGUUUGUUUUAUACUAAGGAGUUGCAUACUUUGAUUGUAUGUGCCUACAUGCUUGCAGUGAUAGGAAAUCUCAAAGCUUUGCCAAGUGUUGCAGGUCUGUUUUUAUUUUAUGUUAAUAGAGGAGAGAAUAUACAUGUAAGUCAGUAACUGAGAGUGGAACAAAGACCAGACUAAAGUCCGUUUUCUUUUCUUAUAAUGAAAGCAUGUCAUUUUCCCCCUGUGAUAUAAUUCUUUUAAUAAAAGUUUCCAGUGAAAAUCUUCAAGUCUUCACUCUUCAGGGCAAAGACAUCUUCCUCCCACUAACAAACAUUCAACUUGAACAAGAAGCUGUUUCGAGAAAGAAUUUAUUUUGAGAUUUUGGCUAUGAAAUAAAGUUAAACUC